GUGAGCGGUGGUCGAUCCCCGCCGUAUCCGGUGCAGCAGGAGUGGCGGCGGCGGGGGAGGAGGCUCCAUGGUGACAGCGCAGGUUUUCAGCUCUCCUGGCCUUCCUGGAUCACCCGCCUGUCAAAUCUCCCCACCUACCGUCCUGUCGUCAUGUCUAAGUUAAAGAGUUCUGAAUCUGUCAGGGUGGUGGUGCGGUGCCGGCCAAUGAAUGGGAAAGAGAAGGCAGCUUCAUAUGAUAAAGUUGUUGAUGUGGAUGUCAAGUUAGGGCAGGUAUCAGUGAAGAAUCCGAGGGGAACAUCUCAUGAGCUGCCUAAAACCUUCACCUUUGAUGCUGUCUAUGACUGGAAUUCCAAGCAGUUUGAACUUUAUGAUGAGACCUUUAGACCUCUGGUGGAUUCUGUCCUGCAAGGGUUCAAUGGGACUAUCUUUGCCUAUGGGCAGACUGGGACAGGGAAAACAUAUACAAUGGAAGGAGUGCGUGGUGAUCCUGAAAAAAGAGGGGUCAUCCCCAAUUCAUUUGACCACAUCUUCACCCACAUCUCUCGAUCUCAAAACCAGCAGUAUUUGGUUAGAGCAUCUUAUCUGGAAAUAUACCAAGAAGAAAUCAGAGAUUUGCUGUCAAAAGAUCAGUCCAAGAGGCUGGAGCUGAAAGAGAGACCAGACACUGGGGUGUAUGUGAAGGACUUGUCAUCUUUUGUCACAAAGAGUGUCAAGGAGAUCGAGCACGUCAUGAAUGUGGGGAACCAAAACCGCUCCGUUGGUGCUACCAACAUGAAUGAGCAUAGCUCCCGUUCCCAUGCCAUUUUUGUGAUCACUAUUGAGUGCAGUGAGGUGGGACUUGAUGGGGAGAAUCACAUCCGUGUAGGAAAACUCAACCUAGUGGACCUUGCAGGCAGUGAACGCCAGGCCAAAACUGGAGCACAGGGGGAAAGGUUGAAGGAAGCUACCAAGAUUAACCUCUCUCUUUCAGCUUUGGGCAAUGUUAUAUCUGCCCUAGUAGAUGGUAAAAGCACUCACAUUCCAUACCGGGACUCAAAACUAACCAGGCUACUUCAGGACUCACUAGGUGGCAAUGCUAAGACUGUGAUGGUGGCCAAUAUAGGCCCUGCCUCUUACAAUGUAGAAGAAACUCUUACUACCCUGCGAUAUGCCAACCGUGCCAAAAACAUCAAGAACAAACCAAGAGUCAAUGAGGAUCCUAAGGAUGCACUGCUACGAGAAUUCCAGGAAGAAAUCGCUCGGCUCAAGGCACAAUUGGAAAAAAGGUCUGUUGGCAAAAGAAAGAGGAGAGAAAGGAGAAGAGAUGGUGGGGAAGAGGAAGAGGAGGAUGGAGAAGAGGGUGAUGAAGGGGAUGACAAAGAUGACUACUGGAGGGAGCAGCAGGAAAAGCUGGAAAUUGAGAAGAAAGCUAUUGUAGAGGAUCACAGCUUGGUGGCAGAAGAAAAGAUGAGGCUGCUAAAGGAGAAGGAGAAGAAGAUGGAGGAUCUGAAGCGAGAGAAGGAAGCAGCAGAAAUGCUGGGUGCCAAAAUCAAGGCAAUGGAAAGCAAGCUCCUUGUUGGAGGGAAAAACAUUGUGGAUCACACAAAUGAACAGCAGAAAAUCUUGGAGCAGAAACGUCAGGAAAUUGCAGAACAGAAACGUCGGGAGCGAGAAAUCCAGCAACAGAUGGAAAGUCGGGAUGAGGAAACAUUGGAGCUGAAAGAGACCUAUAGUUCCCUACAGCAAGAGGUGGACAUCAAAACCAAAAAACUCAAAAAGCUAUUUUCCAAGCUGCAAGCUGUGAAGGCAGAGAUCCAUGACCUCCAGGAGGAGCACAUCAAGGAGCGGCAAGAACUAGAACAGACCCAGAAUGAGCUUACCAGGGAGUUAAAACUAAAGCACCUGAUUAUUGAAAACUUUAUUCCCCUGGAGGAAAAGAACAAAAUCAUGAACAGAUCUUUCUUUGAUGAAGAGGAAGACCAGUGGAAACUGCAUCCCAUAACCCGGCUGGAUAACCAGCAGAUGAUGAAAAGGCCAGUGUCAGCAGUGGGAUACAAGAGGCCUUUGAGUCAGCAUGCCAGGAUGUCCAUGAUGAUUCGUCCAGAGGCCCGCUAUAGGGCAGAAAACAUUGUGUUACUGGAGUUAGAUAUGCCUAGCCGAACAACCAGAGACUACGAGGGCCCAGCCAUUGCUCCUAAAGUGCAGGCUGCUCUAGAAGCAGCUCUGCAGGAUGAAGAUGAGAUACAGGUGGAUGCCUCCACUUUUGAGAGCAUGUCAAAUAAAAAAUCAAAAUCCAGGCCUAAAACUGGAAGGAAAUCAGGGGGAUCCUCUUCCUCAGGCACCUCUGGGUCUCAGCUCUAUCCACAGUCCCGGGGGCUGGUUCCUAAGUGAAAACAGCAAUUCCUCUCCAGGGCGUGAACAGCAUUUGCCUUCUGAGAGCAAAGACAAGUGAAAACCUGCAGAGAGGACUCUCAGCCAGACUCCAAGCCCUUUCCUUUGGGGAAUAGCAAUGGCCUCUUUGCAGUUUAACUGACUUGUGUCAAAAUGUGCCAGUCCCAGGUGUGCUGAACCUUGCAGGAAAAGAUUUGCUCGCAAUCUAGCAAUCAGCCCCUAUUGGGAACAGAUUUUAGUUAGGAAAUCAGAAAUGCAUGAGGUACGUUAAAGUGUUUUAGAAGCAAUGGGAAGCAUGAGGAUCACCUCACAGCAUCACCCUCUCUCCUUCAGUUCCAGCCCCCUUGGUGUACUGGGCUCUCUUGCUCUUGGGCAACAGGAAAGAGUUGAAAGUCAUCUCAACAGAAUCAACUCUCUCUCCAGAACCUCAGGAUGAAAACUUAGUGAGGUUAAAAAGUGGAGGGCGUAUCCAAACUUGACUAGGUGCAUUUUUUUUUUCCUCUUUCUAUUGAAAGAAUGGCAUCUUCAUCUGGGGUUAGAGUUGGGUUGAACAGCCCUGAGAUGGGUAGGAUUGGAGAGCUGUUUCCACGCACUUCAAACUAGACCUCUCUGCUUUCCUUUAGAAAUGUAGAACAAGAGAGGAUCUUGGAAGUGUAUUUUGCUCCUGUAGAAUGGAAGCAAUAGAAACUGAAGUUCUCUAUCUGUUUACAGACAUCAGUAAGAGCUCUUCCAAACUGCCCUGCUAAAGACUCAACCCCUAUUGACAGGGACCACCUUGUCAAAGAAUAAAUCUGCAUACCAGUGCCAGCUCCAUACUAACUCUCUUCCUCUCUCUCUCCACCAUCCCAUACCUGGCAUUUUAGACCAGCGUCCAUACUGAAUAUCUAAACCCUACACCGCGUAUGGCCAUUUUCUCAGAUCUUCCAUCAUUUGUAGGAAAUGUAGAUCUAGCUUGGUGCUAGGUCUCUGCCAAGAGGCACACAUGGCCAUUUCUGCCAUUCCCUAUGACAUGGAUGGAAUCUGGAGCACUAUGAGGCAAAGCCAUAUUAGACGGCACUUUUCUGAUAAGUAUGCAAUCUUUCCCUUGAUGUUAUGAGGCGCUUCAGUGCAGGAGCUGCCUUUUGUGUCUCAUCGUACUCCAAGUUAAGAACAUUCCCUUUUCAGUCUUAAGCUUUCCUGAAUACAGUGAGGCUAGAUGGGAAUGAGGGCAAUGUGUCAUCACCAGUUUGGGAUUGCAAGGAAAUCUGAUAUAAAUCCCAGGGGUGGUACACUGAAAUUGAAAGGGGAAGAACUCCUACUUUAGGUGGUGUCUUUUCAAAGUUUGCCCUAUGACUAACAUCACAGGCCUGCAUGGUCCAGUGGGGAGAGGGGAGUUGCUGUAUUGGAUGGGCUCAGAAGACAGAGUAAGGUGUUCCUGUCUUGCAUCUCACUGUUCAGCUUCUAAGUUUUAGUUCCCUGUAUAUUGAGAGUCGGGCUAUUUUUUUUUUCUUGAUUGUUGUCAACUGUUGUCCUGUGAUUGUUUGUUUUUACCCAUUACCUCUCCCUUGCAGAUGACCUCUCCUUAAACUGACCAGUGUAUGAGAACUUGCCUGUUUUUAGAAAUACUCUAACGUAGGGACUCUACUUUGUGUUCUUGUUAAGUAUCCACUGACUGACUCGGUCCAGUCUGGAAAAACUCCAUUGUAUCUGACCGCCAUGAGCAGAAGGAACACAACACUUCUAGCUUAAAGCUCUCCUCUGCAUCUUGCUGGCAUGGUGCCUUGGUGAGUCAGCUGCUCAGGUGGACUUGGAUUAAGUUCUAAAUCAGCUGCUUUGAUUCAAGGAGUAUAUUUCUGGAUGAGGACCAGAUGAAUAUUUUUUAAAAUUUUGAUGCGGGGAGGAGAGUUUUGCCUAUGGGUGAGGGAGGAGCCAUCUGCUCAUUUUCUGCUGUUCUAAUGAUGGAAGCCUGGCAUAACCUUCCUUUUUGUAAACCACUGUGUCUGUACAAAAAGCCUUUUAAUUCUCUCUUGUGGUAUAAAACAGAGUGUCAACGGUUGUCCACCCUCCUGGUAUAUAAUCUUGUUUACUUCAUAAUUGAAAAGGAGGAUUGUAUAGUUUUAAGUAUUCAGAGAAUUGAAAUGAGAUGAAGUGACUGUAUAGCCUGAGAUGGUAAUAUAUACAUGAUAUAGCUGUGCUUCUUCACUCACUACUAUACCACCGGGUUUCUGUAUGAAAUUUGUAAGAUUUCCCAUGUGGCAGGAAUCAGUACAUUGGAAAUCACAGCCCAAACCCAGACUGUUCUGCUUUUACUGUUAAUGUGCUGGAAUGGCUACACCUCAGAAAGCCCUGUUUAUAAAUGUGUAUACGUUAAGGUGAGAGAAAGGGGAUGGGGUAGGCAAAGUAUAAAAUUGACUUUUAGUUACCUUUACCCAUAGCUCUAUUUUAAACAGUAUGUCCAGUGAAUAAGAGAGAAUAAGCAAAUCCAUAGGGUAUGUCUACACUGCAAUUAAAAACUUGUGGCUGGCCUGGGGCAACCAAUCUGGGCUUGUGGGGCUCAGGCUAAGGAGCUAUUGAAUUGUGGGGUAGACUUUUGGGCUCAGGCUGGAGCCUGAGCUCCAGGACCCUGCAAGGUCGCAGAGCUCAAGCUGGAGUCCAAGCCUGCGCAUCUAUGCCACAAUUAAACAGCCUCUGAGCCUGAGCCCUGUGAGCCCAAGUCAGCUGGCAUAGGCCAGCCACGUGUAUCUAAUUGCAGUGGAGACAUUUUGUAGCAGUGAUAUUGGGGUGAAAUGAAUACAUUUGUGUUAAAUUGUACAAUGUUAGUGAAGUUCAGGAUCGACAUGUCUAACAAGUGAUCCUGCCAGGCUUGUGCCUCUCUGCUGCAUGUGGGUAUGAUCUGAACCAUCUGGACUUCCUGCAGCUAACAGCCAAAGAAGACAGGAAAUCCACUAAGUUCCUGGAAGAGGCCCUGGAAGAGUGUGCACAAUCAGUCUCUUCAGAGGAAUGUUUAAAAUCCUCCUGCUCUUCGCUCUGCUCUGUAUAAUUGGAUACGAUUUUAUUUUUCAAGUUACAUGCAGUAAGGGUAGCUUUUCUGUUCCAGAGUCAAAUCCCACAUGAAAUCGAACACAAAGAAAUUACAGCACUUCAAAUUCUUAAUAUAGGUCUGAUCAUCCUUUGUUGAAAGGUUUGCAUGCUGCUUGAAUCUUAUAGAACAUAUACCUCUGUGAUGACCUUUUGAACUGUAAUGAUGCAUUAUAUAGACUUUUGGUUUUAAUACAGAAGUCUCUAGUUGCAGUCCUUCCUCACUGUGUCUAGAUUCAUUGCCAAGUUUCAGAGAAGCAUUGAUUCCUGUGAAUCUGGAUAUUUUAUCUGUCCUGUCUUUUAAUUUCUGAUAUCUGAUCAUACAACUAGGCCUUAAAAGGGAAAGAAAUGAUUCUUGUGGCUUGCUUUCUACAGUGUUAAACACAUAGACAAAUGAGAAAAACAUAUGUGCACAAUGCAAAAACCAUAAUCAGAUGCUCAGUUGGAACUGAACGAGAACAGUGGUGCCUGGCUGCUCUGCACCGUGCAGUGGUCAUUUAGCUCCCUAUGAUUUAGGCACUUACUACCUUACCCCCCUCAGCCCGAUUUCUCUUGUUUCUGGAAUGAAGUGCCCAAGGGUGCUUGUUUGCAUAACUGUCUGUGAGAUUUCACUCCUUGGUCUUACACUGAUCUUGACCUUUUCUUUGGUGACCUGUAGACAAAGAACAUCUCUAGUUCUGUCAAUAGGUUUUACAACUUAUAUUUAUUUGUAUAAUCUUUUUUGGCUAGGAAUGUAAAAGUGAUCCUAAAAUAAGAUGUGUAAUAAAAUCAAUCUGAUUUAUUGUAUCUACCAAAACUUGUCCGUUU
This is a messenger RNA of Gopherus evgoodei (Goodes thornscrub tortoise), 6234 nucleotides long. It is a transcript of the gene KIF3B, whose product is annotated as kinesin family member 3B. Gene Ontology annotation, molecular function: ATP binding; microtubule binding; microtubule motor activity. Gene Ontology annotation, biological process: microtubule-based movement. NCBI's taxonomy places the organism in Eukaryota, Metazoa, Chordata, Testudines, Testudinidae. The transcript has 9 exons. The record is from RefSeq and is a predicted model, not a curated record. Bases 151 to 2370 code for a protein of 739 amino acids.